AUGUUACCGUUUGGAGUCCGCAGGGUCGUAUUCAUCAGAUUGAGUAUGCAAUGGAGGCGAGCGUUGGUUGUCGCGCCUAAAGGAGCACUGUUCGAGGUAUCUUCAUAUCAGGAAAAAACAGUAACGAUAGAUGACUAUGUUGGAGUUGCUAUAUCGGGACUGACUGCUCAUGGACGUAUGUUGAGUCGAACGAUGCCCGGGAAUUCGCUGAAAACCGCUGGGCGUACGACGAGCCGCUUCCAACUUCCAGACUCCUGUCAGCGAUAUCCCUUAUAA
Molecule: messenger RNA, 276 nt
Organism: Opisthorchis viverrini
Lineage: Eukaryota; Metazoa; Platyhelminthes; Trematoda; Opisthorchiida; Opisthorchiidae
Exons: 2
Coding region: 1-276 (91 amino acids)
Source: RefSeq, a predicted model, not a curated record